CCCGGUCUGUCCCCGCCGGCCCUUCGGACACAGCGGGACCGCCGCACAGAGCGAACACCCGGGGGGGCACGUCGGGACCCGGCCCGGUGCCGGUGCCGAAGCAGCCGCGGAGCAGAACGAGCCCGGCGCAGCUCGGUCCCGUCCCGGUCAGCCCCGGCAGCCCCGGGCCGGCACAAACGGUUAACAGCGGCCGGGCUGCGGUGUGGCUCCUCCCGGUCCCUCCCCGCAGCCGGCCCCGGUCACGGCCCGGCCGCCCAGCCCCAGCCCCGACCUCCGCCACCGCCCAGCCCGGUUACACCGGCCGGGGGCACCGGCGUACCGGGAGCAGCAGAACCAGCCGGGGCACCGGGAGCACCGAGAGCACCGGAGUCCCGGAACACCGGGAAUAGCGGCGGCACCGGCGGUGCCGGGGGUCCCGGUCAUGAUCUGCGGCAGGAAGGCGCGCCCCGCCGCCGAGCAGCUCCGCGCCCCGUCUGAAGGCGCCGGUGGCUCCCGCCGGCCCGGGAGAGCCCUGAAGAAAAUGGGCCUGACGGAGGAUGAGGAUGUGCAGCGGAUGCUCCAGGGGUCCCUGCUGUGGAAGGUGAAGGCCAGGGGGGGCUCCAGGGCGCGGCUGUUCCGCCUGCAGGAGGACGGGGUCACCGUCUGCUUCGAGGGACGCUUCCGGGGCGCCCGCUCCCCCCAGAGCUGGACAGCGGCCACGGCUCCCGUCCCGCCUGGGAUUAGCGGGAUCAGCCCGGCAGCGGCUCCGAGCCCAGCGCGGUGCCGGGGGCGCCGCGGGGACGCGCGGGUGUCCAUCAGCAGCCAGGGUGUCUUGCAGGAUGCUGGCGGGUGGGUGACCCGCCGGGGGAGCACGUCCAUGGUCCCUCCCCACCCCGCGCGUGUCCCCGCAGUCUCGGUGGCGCACAUCGAGGCGGUGCGCGACGGUCGCCGGUCGGAGGGGCUGCGCAAGCACGGGGCCGCCUUCCCCGAGCGCCACUGCUUCACCCUCGCCUUCAAGGGCCGCCGCAAGAACCUCGACCUGGCCGCCCGCGGCGAGGAGGACGCGCGGCACUGGGUGCAGGGGCUCACCAAGCUGAUGGGGCGGCUGCAGGCCAUGAGCCAGAUGGAGAAGCUCGACCAUUGGAUCCAUGGGGUCCUGCAGCGAGCAGACAGGAACAAGGACAACAAGAUGUCCUUCCGGGAGGUGAAGAGCAUGCUGAGGAUGCUCAACAUCGACAUGGACGAUGUCUACGCCUCCAAGCUCUUCAAGGAGUGUGACCACUCGGGCAACGAGCGGCUGGAGGGCCGGGAGCUGGAGGAGUUCUGCCGGCGGCUGCUGCGGCGCCCGGAGCUGGAGGAGCUUUUCGGGCGCUACUCGGGCGAGGACCGGGUCCUGUCGGCCGAGGAGCUGCAGGACUUCCUGAGGGACCAGGGCGAGGACUGCAGCCUGCGCCAGGCCCGCUCCAUCAUCCGCACCUACGAGCUCAACGACAAGGCCAAGCAGCAGGACCUGAUGAUGCUGGACGGCUUCAUGAUGUACCUGCUGUCGGCUGCUGGUGACAUCCUCAACCAGGAGCACACCAAGGUGCACCAGGACAUGAGCCAGCCCCUGAGCCACUACUUCAUCUCCUCCUCCCACAACACCUACCUGACCCGCAACCAGAUCGGCGGCACCAGCAGCACCGAGGCCUACGUCAGGGCGCUGAGGGCAGGGUGCCGCUGCGUGGAGCUGGACUGCUGGGAGGGCUCGGACGGGGAGCCUGUGGUCUACCACGGGCACACACUCACCUCCAAAAUCCUCUUCCGCGACGUCAUCGAGAGCAUCCGCGACUCCACCUUCGAGAAAUCCCCCUACCCCGUCAUCCUGUCCCUGGAGAACCACUGCGGGCUGGAGCAGCAGGCCACCAUGGCCCGGCACAUGAAGGCCAUCCUGGGGGACAGGCUGCUGACACAGCCCCUGCAGGGGCAGGACCCCCACCAUCUCCCCUCACCAGAGCAGCUGAAGGAAAAGAUCCUGGUGAAGGGCAAGAAGCUGCCAGAGCUGUGGCAGGAGCCCCAGGGUGUCACCUCCCUUCUGGACCCCGAGGAGGAGGAAGAGGAAGAAGAGGAAGAAGAGGAGGAGAAGGGGCAGGAGAGAAGCCCCCGGCGGUCGCUGCAGUCGCUGCAGGAGAUCAAACCUCUGCAGGCCAAGGACGCUUCGCAGGUGUCCCCGGAGCUGUCGGCACUGGUGGUGUACUGCCAGGCUGUCCCCUUCCCCGGGCUGGCCCAGGCCCUGCGCCACCCCCAGCCCUGCCAGAUGUCCUCCUUCAGCGAGAGGAAGGCACGGAAGCUCAUCAAGGAGGCAGGCCCGGCGCUGGUCCGGUACAACGCCCGCCAGCUGAGCCGCGUGUACCCGCUGGGGCUCAAGAUGAACUCUGCCAACUACAACCCCCAGGAGAUGUGGAACGCUGGCUGCCAGCUGGUGGCGCUGAACUUCCAGACUCCGGGCUACGAGAUGGACCUGAACGCCGGGCGCUUCCUGCCCAACGGCCGCUGUGGCUACGUGCUGAAGCCCCUCUGCCUGCGCAGCCCCCCCGGGGAGGGCUCCCGGCGCCUGGCCCUGCACAUCAGGGUGAUCACGGCCCAGCAGCUGCCCAAGCUGAACAGGGACAAGGGCAGCUCCAUCGUGGAUCCCUUCGUGCGCGUGGAGAUCCACGGGACCCCGGCCGACUGCGCCAAGCAGCAAACCCACCACAAGCUCAACAACGGUUUCAACCCGCGCUGGGAGGAGACGCUGCGGUUCCAGGUGCGGGUGCCCGAGCUGGCCCUGGUGCGUUUCGUGGUGGAGGAUUACGACAGCACCUCCUGCAAUGAUUUCGUGGGGCAGUUCACGCUGCCCCUGCCCAGCAUGCGCCAAGGGUACCGCCACAUCCACCUGCUCUCCAAGGACGGGGCGUCCCUGUCCCCCGCCACGCUCUUCGUGCACGUUCGAUCCAAGAGCCUGUGAGGGUCCACAGGAGGGACAACCUGCAGUCCCCGAGGUGCCCAUGGGGGGACAUUGUGUCUGUGUGGGGGACAGCAGGCUCCUCUUUGGGUGGGCACCCUGCGUGGGGACAGCCUGAGGACACUGCUCAGCUGUCUGUGGUGACAGCAGGGCUGGGAGGACCUGAAGGGCUGGGGGCUCCCCUACCCACUGCCACCCACUCUGCUGGUGCCCCACUCCUGUCCUUGAGGGGACAGAGAUGCUGUGACAACCAGGAUGGGUUGAUUGGGCCAAGGACAGCCCAGCACAGCCCCACAGGGGUGACAUGGGUGACAGCAACCACCAAAUCUCACCAGUCUUGGCCAUGCUUGAUC
Molecule: messenger RNA, 3315 nt
Organism: Onychostruthus taczanowskii (white-rumped snowfinch)
Lineage: Eukaryota; Metazoa; Chordata; Aves; Passeriformes; Passeridae
Gene: PLCD3
Product: phospholipase C delta 3
Exons: 16
Coding region: 422-2965 (847 amino acids)
Biological process (GO): lipid metabolic process; intracellular signal transduction
Molecular function (GO): calcium ion binding; phosphatidylinositol-4,5-bisphosphate phospholipase C activity
Source: RefSeq, a predicted model, not a curated record